UCUCUCUCUCUCUCUCUCUCUCUCUCUCUCUUUCUGAGUUUCCUCGUCGCCCGGCAGAUGGACAUCCCGCGGGCGCGGACGGAUGCCACGGCCUUUCAUCGCCUGACCACGCAGCCACGCUCGUCCACGUCGGCCAGCUGUUUUCAUCCACUCAGAAACGCGAAGCUGACACCGCCAUAACAUCAUGACAAGACCAGGGGCGCGGGAAAGUUUCUUGCAGCGCCAUCCGGUGGCAUCCACAAUUCGAGAUGCAAGGGGAGAGGGUCCUCUCUUCCAUUCGCAUGACACUCUUCCGCAAGGUGAAUACUUGGUAGGUAAGGCAUUGGUAGUGUGUAUUCACGUAGUGUAAGUUGGGCGUGCAGGUUUUAUUCGUACAACACACACACACACUUUACGUAUGUACACAACGAGGUACACAAACAAGUACCUCAUCGACACGAAACUGAAAAUUUGUUGACACAACGGAGAAUUUCCAUCAUAUUUUUUUCUUGUCCCUCUCGUUUAAUUGUUUCCAGGGACCAGUUCGACGUCACAAACGAAAACUCCUGCGUCGUAGCUCCAGUUCUUUUUUUCUCGCGUAGGGCCCCUUUUUGGUUACGUGGUUCGGCCCUUUUCUUGCACAUUCUUCCCGUUGAGUUCCCUUGAAUCAGUGAUUCGUGAGAAUCGAUUCGUAGCUGGAGUGCUGGAGAAAGGCCUCGUCUCCAAAAGGCCCCAAAGUACUCCGUAGCUCCAAGAAGCAAGGACUUCAAGGAGAAGAGAAGAAAAAAUUGCUUGGUUGGACCCAUUUAAUGCCCAGUUCCGGACACUGCCCGGGCCAGACGGAGCUCACAGCGCAACCCUCCCGGCCCCAUCGUCAUUACUCAUUCUAGGUCCAAUUACCUCAAAAGUACUACUUUCUACCGAGUGUUAUACAUGCUUCGUACUAGUAGCUACUCCUUAGUCUCAGAGAUGUAUGCGGCCAUGGCUGGCUUUGUACCCUCAGCGCCCUGAGAGGUGUGCCACGAGUGUGCCCAGAGCCACACACACACACACACACACACACACACAUCCCAAGUUCCCUUGGCCUGAUGGGCUGGUGGUAAUAAUAAUGUCCAUGGGCGUUGGCAUGAGUAAGUAAGGAUCGGCCUUGUUCCGUUGGGCGCUGCCGCGGGUCUGAUCGCCAUCGCUCUUCAGAUUUUUAGGGCGCCUCGUCUCGAACGAUCUGAGCCUUAGAUUGGUGAUCACUGCAUAGGGUUCCGGCACCCGCGGCUUAUAUAGUGGGCUUGGGAUCCCGUUCGAACUGCUCGCUCGUCAUAUUCGUCAGAUCCCAUUUCCUGGCACGGCACUUGGCUCUUCGUCUGAACGGUUCCCCUAUAUUUACAUCGGGCACCCAUCGACACCUCACGUCAACAAUAAGCACAGACACUUACAGCAACACACCUCACACAAAGAGUACAAAUACCAACACGACGGAACCCAGCACACACAGACGGGCUACUACCACAUACCACCUUGAUCUCAACUUUCCACAACUCAACGUUCAACUCUCAUACACGCAAGGAUCACAUACACCUCAACACCAUCCCAACAUGUUCGGCCGUCAGUCACAAACUCAGUUCCCCAAGCGAAGCAGCUCAGGCUACUCGUGGCCCGAGAGCGACAGCGAAGACGACAUCGUCAUCAGGCCCUGCGCCACGAACGAGAAGGCCGAUGCCACAGUCACCAUGACCGAGUGCGUUCCGGGCCCGACGGCGGUGGAACAGACUUCUCAGUCCAGGCCUUCUCUCAGCGGCCGCCGCGCCUCCGCCGAGGACACCAACCUGCAAGAGCUUUGGGAAUGCAUGCUUGAGCUCCAGCAACAAUAUCACUGUUACAACUCGACGCGUAUGGAGAUUGCUGCCGACAGGGAGGACGCCAGGGACAUGAUGCCCACCAAGUACUGCAUGGACAUGCUCAACGACUCCAUCGAGUCCCUUCCCGAAGAGGGCUGGAAGAAGCUCAGCAAGUUCCUCAUCACCGACCUCGAGCACGCCCAAAAAUCGCAAAAGUGGAAGUUCUGGAAGCACCUCUAGAUUUGUGCACAUGGACCGCUCAACUCUUGCAUUCAUCCUUUCUUUCAGCGAAGCGAAGGGCUCCCGGCUCUGAUUAGAAUGAUACCCCCUUCUUUUUUUCUCAUAACAAAAGUUUCGGUUUAGGGUCAGGCGUCUCAUCGGAUAUCCCCUGGUUCAACUACUCACAUUGGGUUUGGUGGCUCUGAAGGCAUUGGCGGAUUUCUGUUACAUUAUUUAAUCCAUCACGCAAAUCAUAUUUGACACACUUUG
This is a messenger RNA of Colletotrichum scovillei, 2300 nucleotides long. RefSeq lists its product as uncharacterized. The record is from RefSeq and is a predicted model, not a curated record. The transcript has 2 exons. The coding region runs from base 1569 to 2051 and encodes 160 amino acids. NCBI's taxonomy places the organism in Eukaryota, Fungi, Ascomycota, Sordariomycetes, Glomerellales, Glomerellaceae.